Messenger RNA from Bufo bufo (common toad), 1198 nucleotides. It is a transcript of the gene YAF2, whose product is annotated as YY1 associated factor 2. The record is from RefSeq and is a predicted model, not a curated record. The transcript has 4 exons. Gene Ontology annotation, biological process: positive regulation of DNA-templated transcription. NCBI's taxonomy places the organism in Eukaryota, Metazoa, Chordata, Amphibia, Anura, Bufonidae. Bases 181 to 723 code for a protein of 180 amino acids. Gene Ontology annotation, molecular function: DNA binding; transcription coregulator activity. Gene Ontology annotation, cellular component: nucleus.
UGAGAGGACGCCUCUCCCGCUGCUCGGACUCGGCCAAGGGCGUCCUGUGAUUGGACGGGCUGGGUCACGUGUGGCGGCGGACAGCUGGCUGCGGCUGAUCGCGGUCGGUGCAGCCGCCUGCUACCGCUCGUGUGCCGGGGCUGUGGUGCUCGGCCUCCGCUUCUAGCCAUUCGGCGCAGUAUGGGAGACAAGAAAAGCCCGACAAGGCCGAAACGGCAGCCGAAGCCGUCGUCAGACGAGGGAUACUGGGACUGCAGCGUGUGCACCUUCAAGAACAGCGCCGAGGCCUUCAAGUGCCUGAUGUGUGAUGUGCGCAAGGGGACGUCCACCCGGAAACCAAGACCUGUUUCACAGCUGGUUGCACAGCAGGUGACACAGCAAUUUGUGCCUCCCAUGCAGUCAAAGAAGGAGAAGAAAGACAGAACAGAGAAAGAAAAGAGUGAAAAAGAAACAUCUAUUAAAAAGAACAGUAACAAGAAAACAAGGCCACGGUUGAAAAAUGUGGACCGAAGUAGUGCACAGCAUUUGGAAGUCACUGUGGGGGACCUAACGGUCAUUAUUACAGACUUUAAAGAGAAAACGAAGUCCCCUCCUACAUCCAGUGCCACUUCUGUGGACCAACAUAGUCAAAGUGGAUCUGGCUCAGAAAACACAGAGCGGGGAAUAUCCAGGUCAUCAUCACCCAGGGGCGAAACCUCAUCCGUAAAUGGAGAAUCUCAUUAAAGUUUCUCUAGUGUUUUCUAGAUAUUGUGACAAGAAACUUCUUUCUGCCAAUAUUCACCACAGUUACAUGGGAAAAAUCUGACGCAAAUCUGAUAUUUUUGAGAAAGAAAGUGAGUAUGUAUGCACUUAUUUUUUUAAUGCUAUAUUUUAAGUGCGCCUUGAAAGAUAAGACUUUCAAGGUAAGUGACACCAAAAGAUGAAGAGGGUUUGCAUAAUCAGAAAUAUUAACAAGUCCAAAUGUUCCUGGUACAUGUUGAUUGAUGUAGGCACUCGGAUAUUUACCAAAUGACAAUAGUCCGCACUAGCUGCCAUGUCUAUCCUGUGUGACAUUUGCUUUACGAGUCUCACUAAACCCAAGCUGCAGUACUUAGGGACACUACCACAGAUGUCUCUAUCCAGUCAUAUAGAUUUAUGUUUACACAUGGCUGUACCUUUCCGAAAUCUGGAUUCUAUAGGUAACGGUUUAACACCUGCU